This is a messenger RNA of Parnassius apollo (apollo), 372 nucleotides long. The record is from the annotation of a GenBank genome assembly. NCBI's taxonomy places the organism in Eukaryota, Metazoa, Arthropoda, Insecta, Lepidoptera, Papilionidae.
AUGUCCACAUGUAUUUUAAGAAAAACAAGGGACAAUCACGAAUACCCUAAAACAAUUUUGUGGAUGGAUGAAGCUCAUUACACGAGAGACGGAAUCGUAAACUGUCGUAAUUUACAUAAGUGGUGUCCAAAAGGUGAAAACCCUAAGCUGAAAAGGGCUUCAACAUAUCAAGUUAAAUUCUUAUUAAAUGUGUGGGCCGCACUAAUUGACAACAUUUUGAUAGAUCCAAUUAUAUUCCCGAGGGCCCUAACUGGAGAGAGGUUUCUUGAACUUUUAAGGGACGAAUUGCCGUUGCUGUUGGAGUGGAAUGAUGCUGCAAAUGGACGGAUGCCCGCCCUGCCCAUUACUCCCGAAUUGUCAGGACAUUUUUAA